This is a messenger RNA of Erythranthe guttata (spotted monkey flower), 940 nucleotides long. Its product is annotated as Ribosomal protein S5 domain 2-like superfamily protein. Gene Ontology annotation, molecular function: RNA binding. Gene Ontology annotation, biological process: U4 snRNA 3'-end processing; nuclear mRNA surveillance; rRNA catabolic process. Lineage: Eukaryota; Viridiplantae; Streptophyta; Magnoliopsida; Lamiales; Phrymaceae. Gene Ontology annotation, cellular component: nucleolus; cytoplasmic exosome (RNase complex); nuclear exosome (RNase complex). The record is from RefSeq and is a predicted model, not a curated record.
UAGCUUAGGUCGUCUUCCCCGUUAAAAUUGCUGUUGUUUUCAAACGUUAAACCCUAGCUUAGACCUCCCUUCAAUUUCAGAGUUUAAAAACAAUGGAUUCGGAGAGAAAAGGCGGCCGUGGAGCUAACCAAUUGCGACCUGUUGAUUGUUCCCGCAACGUUCUCAGCCGCGCUCAUGGCUCUGCUAGUUGCUCGCAUGGGGAAACCAGGGUGCUUGCUGCUGUUUAUGGACCGAAAGCUGGGACGAAGAAGAACGAGAACCCGGAGAAAGCUUGUAUCGAAAUCACCUGGAAGCCUAAAACAGGGCAGAUUGGGAAACCCGAGAAGGAGUUUGAGAUGAUACUGAAGAGAACAUUGGAAAAUAUCUGCCUUUUAACUGUUCAUCCGAACACCACAACGUCAAUUAUAGUUCAGGUUGUCCACGAUGAUGGUUCUCUUCUCCCAUGUGCUAUACAUGCAGCGUGUGCUGCUCUUUUAGAUGCUGGAAUCCCUUUGAAAUAUCUCGCAGUUGCCAUAUGCUGUUGUCUGACCGAAAGUGGAAAUAUUCUAUUGGAUCCCAGCAAACUAGAAGAACAGAAAAUGAAGGCAUUUGUGUGUUUAGUUUUCCCUAGCUCGAUUCAUUCUGUGCUCCCUGAAGGAUCGAUAAGUAUAGGUGGAGAAUCGAAGGGGGAUGGGAUUAUUACAUCUCUUACACACGGUGUAAUGAGAGUGGAAGAUUACUUUCAGUGCGUCGAACAAGGGCGGGCAGCAAUCACGCCGUUGUCGAAUAUUCUUAAAAAGAAAUUGCAAUCACAAUCUGCAAGUAACCUAUCUAAGGCUGGUUGAGCUUAGUUUAGUGGAAUUUUUUAUGUAGUUUCUUAGCUUCAUAAUUUCUUAAUUACAAUAUUUUAAGGCAAAACUCUUUAUGAUUGUAUAAUCACUUAUUAUUAUCUACCUCAGUU